UAGCUCUAAAAGGCUGGACCGCUGGACUCCGUAGUUAUUCUUGAACCCAGAUCUUCUUCAACUUGCAUCAAAUGGCUGGCUGCACAAAGACGCAAAUGCGUAGCCGAAUGCACAUUAGACUGUACCUGGACACACAGGCCAGCCGUAUGCGUGUUGGUGAUGAUCUGGUUUUGCUAUCUUUGUCUCCACUUUCCUAUAUUUUGGGAUGGGCUCCACCUUCACGGCCUUCACGGCCUUCACGGCACCUCCGACAGGAAGUCCUUAUUUUGUUUCAAAGCCCCAAUAGUGAAAUCCGAUGGGUCUGGCAGAGAGGAAAAAAGAGGGCUUUGAAGCGGCUUCAUCAGCAAUGGAUGAUAAUUCCCUAUUAGGUGACACAGUGGAAGGUGUCGUCGACUACAAAGACCGGCCGGCGAUUCGAUCCAAGACCGGCAGAUGGAGAUCUGCUGGUUUCAUAAUUGGAGUGGAGAUAGCAGAGAGAUUUUCUUAUGUUGGAAUUGGUUCCAACCUUAUAACCUACUUGACUGGGCCGCUAGAGCAGUCGACGGUGAGUGCCGCCGUGAACGUGAACACCUGGUCAGGGGUGGCUUCCAUGACCCCUCUCUUGGGAGCUUUUGUUGCCGAUGCUUAUCUUGGCCGAUACCGGACUGUUAUCUUCGCUUCUAUCCUCUAUGUUUUGGGAUUGGGCUUGUUAACAUUAUCAGCAAUGAUUCCUUCUUUCGUUCCACAUAGUUGCGAAAACGACAUUAACAAGACAUCUUGUCAUCCUCCUGAAUACCAAAUCAUUCUCUUCUUCUCUUCUCUAUAUUUGGUGGCGCUUGCACAAGGUGGGCACAAGCCAUGCGUCCAAGCUUUUGGUGCAGAUCAAUUUGACGGUCAACAUACAGAGGAGUCCAAGUCCAAGAGUUCUUUCUUUAACUGGUGGUAUUUUGGAAUGUGUGCGGGUAUUGUAUGCACCAACUUGGUCUUAACAUACAUUCAGGACAACCUGAAUUGGGGUCUUGGAUUUGGAAUUCCAUGUAUUUGUAUGAUACUUGCACUUGCAGUUUUCUUGCUUGGAACCAAGACUUACCGCUACAGUGUCAAUGUUGAUAAUGAUAAUCCAUUCAGAAGAAUUGUGCAAGUGUUUGUUGCAGCAGUAAGGAAUCGAAAAGCCACUCUACCACCUACAGCCACUGUUGAUGAGGAGGGUGAUGGUGGGACUCUUCCCCGACGUGGUGCUACUAAACAAUUCAGGUUUCUUGACAAAGCAUUGGCUACUGUAGCCGAAGAUUCCAAGAAAGGUUGGGUUGUAUGUAGUGUUGAUCAGGUGCAAGAAGCAAAGGCAUUACUAAGGUUGGUUCCUAUAUGGGCUACAUGUUUAGUAUUUGCGCUUGCGGAUGCACAAACUUCCACAUUCUUCACCAAGCAAGGAGCCACCAUGGACAGAAGAAUAGGGUCAAGGUUCAAGAUACCACCUGCUUCCCUUCAAACCUUUAUUAACAUCUCCAUCGUUAUUUUUAUGCCCAUCUAUGAACGUGUCAUUGUUCCGAUUGCCCGAGUUUUUACCAGGAAACCCUCUGGCAUAACAAUGCUACAAAGAAUAGGUACUGGAAUUUUUUUAGCCAUGAUGUCCAUGGUGGUAGCGGCAUUAGUUGAGAGGAAAAGGCUUCAAACUGCCAUUGAUGCCAAGCUAGUGGAUAUACCAGGAGCAAUAGUUCCUAUGAGUGUUUGGUGGUUGGUUCCUCAAUACGUCUUGUUCGGAGUUGCUGAUGCCUUCACCAGGGUUGGUCUACAAGAAUUUUUCUAUGAUCAGAUGCCCAAAGCCUUGAGGAGUGUGGGUCUUGCUCUUUACCUCAGCAUCUUUGGUGUAGGAAGCUUUCUAAGCAGCUUUCUCGUCUCUGCCAUUAAGAAUUUAACGAGUGAGGAUGGUCACGACGGUUGGUUCCCAAACAAUCUUAAUAGAGCUCAUCUUGAUUACUUCUACUGGCUUCUUGCUGGUGUAGUUGCUCUUGGAUUGCUUUUCUAUUUGUAUUUUGCCAAAUCUUAUGUCUAUAAUAGGGGAUAUAAUAUAUAAGCCUUUGGUAUAAUAUCACUUGUGUACAGUUUUGUUU
This is a messenger RNA of Macadamia integrifolia, 2090 nucleotides long. RefSeq names its product protein NRT1/ PTR FAMILY 5.10-like. The record is from RefSeq and is a predicted model, not a curated record. Gene Ontology annotation, cellular component: membrane. The transcript is spliced from 4 exons. Gene Ontology annotation, molecular function: dipeptide transmembrane transporter activity; tripeptide transmembrane transporter activity. Gene Ontology annotation, biological process: dipeptide transport; transmembrane transport. Bases 296 to 2053 code for a protein of 585 amino acids. NCBI's taxonomy places the organism in Eukaryota, Viridiplantae, Streptophyta, Magnoliopsida, Proteales, Proteaceae.